UUUUCUCCUUGUGGCUUGAAAGAAGGGUCACAUUUUGCUCAUUCCCUAGCCUCCCCCAACCCUCCGCCCAGACAACUUGUGUGGUGAGCAGGGGUUGCCGGAGCCACCCCCAGCCUCCUCCGGGGGUGACCGCUGCAACUUGCAACUCCUCUCAUUGCAAGGCUAUGAAGUUCCACAGGAGCCCAAGUUCCAGGAGCCUGCCGGCUGCUUUCCUGCCCCUGUGCUGGCUCUUGUUGGAGACUGUGCCAUUGGGGUACGGCCACCUCUAUAACAACCGCUAUGCUGGUGAUAAAGUGAUAAGACUUAUCCCCCAAACAGAAGAGGAAGCACAUGCACUGAAGAAAAUGUAUCACCAACUCAAGGUGGACCUGUGGCAACCUGGCAGUAUCUCCUAUGUAUCAGAGGGGACAGUUACUGAUGUCCAUAUUCCCCAAAAUGCUUCCAGAACCCUGUUAGCCUUCUUACAGGAAGCCCAUAUCCAGUACAAGAUCCUCAUAGAAGAUCUUCAGAAAGCACUGGAAAAUGGAAGCAGCUUACGAACCCAGAGAAAUAGAAGAUCUCUGUCUGACUAUAACUAUGAACUUUACCACUCCUUGGAAGAAAUUCAGAGUUGGAUGCAGCAUCUGAAUCAAACUCACUCAGCCUUCAUUCAAGUGUUCUCUAUUGGCAGAUCAUAUGAAGGAAGACCUCUCUUUAUUUUAAAGCUGGGCAGAAAAUCACGAGCUUACAGAAGAGCUGUCUGGAUAGACUGUGGUAUUCAUGCCAGAGAAUGGAUUGGUCCUGCCUUUUGUCAGUGGUUUGUAAGAGAAGCCCUUCUGACAUAUAAGACAGACCCAGCCAUGAGAAAAAUGUUGAAUCAUCUGGACUUCUAUAUCAUGCCCGUGUUUAAUGUUGAUGGAUACCAUUUUAGUUGGACACACGAUCGAUUCUGGAGAAAAACAAGGUCAAGGAACUCGAGGUUUCGCUGCCGUGGAGUUGAUGCCAAUCGCAACUGGAAAGUGAAAUGGUGUGAUGAAGGAGCCUCCGUUCACCCUUGUGACGACACCUACUGUGGCCCUUUUCCAGAAUCUGAGCCAGAAGUGAAGGCUGUAGCUAACUUCCUCCGUAAACACAGGAAGCACAUCAGGGCUUACUUGUCUUUCCACGCUUAUGCUCAGAUGUUGCUGUACCCCUAUUCUUACAAAUAUGCAACAAUCCCCAAUUUUAGCUGUGUGGAAACUGCAGCUUACAAAGCUGUGAGAGCACUUCGGUCAGUACAUGGGGUUCGGUACAGAUACGGACCUGCCUCCCAAACACUGUAUGUAAGCUCUGGGAACUCAAUGGAUUGGGCUUAUAAAAAUGGAAUACCCUAUGCAUUUGCUUUUGAACUACGUGACACUGGGCACUUUGGAUUUUUACUACCGGAGAUGCUCAUCAAGCCCACCUGCACAGAGACCAUGCUGGCUGUGAAGAAUAUCACAAUGCACCUGCUGCAAAAGUGUCCUCGCGAGAGCCCAAGGGUCUGGUCUGCCGACCCAGAGAAGGCUGAUGCUGACCAAAGGGUGCUUGGCACUGGCUGGAAACUGUUCGCAAAGACAAGAGCAACUUUCUAGAAUGGAUAUAUUUAUGGACUUUAAAAGGAUCUUAUCAUGCAGUUUGACACUUUGUAAUAAUAGAAAAUGUUUUUUUGUAAAGGGCAUGACCUACUUUGUUGUAAAGAAAAUAUAUCCAUUUUAUAUCCCUUUAGAGUUUCAUUUGAUUAUGAGAAAAAGGAGAGGUUUUAGAAUUCCUGUCUCAAGAAAUGUACAAAUCAAGGAUCCUUCCAUAAACCACAUACUCUCAGUUAAGA
Jaculus jaculus (lesser Egyptian jerboa) is the source of this 1828-nucleotide messenger RNA. It is a transcript of the gene Cpa6, whose product is annotated as carboxypeptidase A6. The record is from RefSeq and is a predicted model, not a curated record. Gene Ontology annotation, biological process: proteolysis. Gene Ontology annotation, molecular function: metallocarboxypeptidase activity; zinc ion binding. NCBI's taxonomy places the organism in Eukaryota, Metazoa, Chordata, Mammalia, Rodentia, Dipodidae. The coding region runs from base 165 to 1592 and encodes 475 amino acids. The transcript has 11 exons.